UAGGCCCACCAGUCAGUGAGCCAAACACGGACGGGAAUCUUAUGCCGCAUAGCGGCGCCCGUGGGGCCCACCGCGGCGCCGCCGGCACGACCACCAACCCCUUCCUCCACCAUCCCGCCACCGCCGCCGCUGCAGCCCGCACCCGCUCCACGCUUAUGCGCUCGCACCCCCCUCUCGCCGCCCACCUCCUCCUCCUCUCCUCCUCCACCCGUCGCGCCAUGGCCUCCACCGCCGCCGUCGCGCGGGCAGCUGGUGUGGCUGCGGCGGAGUACGAGGAGGUGCUGGGGCGCCUCUCCUCGCUCAUCACGCAGAAGGUGCGCGCGCACAGCGGCAACCGGGGCAACCAGUGGGGCCUCAUGGCACACUACGUCAAGAUUCUGGACCUGGAGGAGCCGAUCGCGCGGAUGAAGGUGAUUCACGUCGCAGGGACCAAGGGGAAGGGUUCGACAUGCACGUUCACUGAAUCAAUCCUGCGAUCGUGUGGCUUCCACACUGGGCUGUUCACUUCACCACAUUUGAUGGAUGUCAGGGAGCGAUUCCGGCUAGAUGGAGUUGAUAUUUCUGAAGAGAAAUUUUUGAAGUACUUUUGGUGGUGCUGGAAUAAGUUGAAGGAGAAGACUGAUGAUGAUAUUCCCAUGCCAGCCUAUUUCAGGUUCCUGGCGUUGCUUGCAUUCAAGAUAUUUUCUGCUGAGCAGGUAGAUGUUGCUGUUCUCGAGGUUGGCCUUGGAGGGAAGUUUGAUGCAACUAAUGUGGUUGAAGCACCUGUAGUUUGUGGGGUAUCUUCGCUUGGAUACGAUCAUAUGGAAAUUCUUGGGAAUACGCUUGGAGAAAUCGCUGGGGAGAAGGCUGGGAUUUUCAAGAAAGGAGUUCCAGCCUAUACUGCUCCACAACAAGAAGAGUCAAUGGUUGCUCUCAAACAAAGAGCUUCGGAGUUGGGUAUCUCUCUCCAAGUUGCUGAUCCUCUGGAGCCGUAUCACUUAAAAGGUCAACAUCUUGGAUUGAAUGGUGAACACCAAUACAUAAAUGCUGGCCUUGCAGUUGCUUUGGCUAGUACGUGGCUUGAGAAGCAGGGACACAAGGACAGGAUACCACUCAAUCGUACUGAUCCCUUACCAGAUCAUUUUAUUAGAGGACUAUCAAAUGCUUGUUUGCAAGGGAGAGCACAGAUUGUUCCAGAUUCACAAGUGAAUUCAGGAGAGUCCAUAAAUUCUUCUUUGGUUUUCUAUUUGGAUGGGGCUCACAGUCCUGAAAGUAUGGAAAUAUGUGCCAAGUGGUUUUCUCAUGUCACCAAUGACGAUAGAAGAAUACCAUCUUCCGCAGAGCAGUCUCAGAGUUCUAAGUCUCUAAAGAUCCUUCUGUUCAAUUGCAUGUCUGUGAGAGAUCCUAUGAGACUGCUCCCCCAUCUCCUGGACGCCUCAACUCAAAAUGGAGUCUACUUUGAUCUGGCCCUAUUUGUGCCAAACCAAUCGCAAUACAACAAGCUUGGUUCUAACACAUCAGCACCUGCUGAGCCUGAACAAAUCGAUUUGUCAUGGCAGUUGUCACUCCAAACAGUGUGGGAGAAGUUACUUCAGGAUAAAGGAAUAGAUAGUGGAAAUUCCAGUGACACUAGUAAAGUUUUUGCAUCUCUUCUACCCGCGAUCGAGUGGCUAAGGAAGAAUGCCGAAGAAAACCGAUCUACUUCUUUUCAGGUCUUGGUUACUGGCUCCCUGCAUCUCGUCGGUGAUGUCUUGAGGCUUAUUAAUAAGUGAUCUAUUUAGCAAUGAUAUACAGCUUGAAGUUCAAACUGGAAGCAACCAAUGGUGUGUCCCAUGGCUAACAAGAUUAGCGAGGGAAGAAAUUUCAACGGCUUGAUUAUGAUGCUAACCAAGCUGCGAGGUUCUCGACUUUUACAUUCUGUGUUUUCUGGCCACAGUUCGCAACCUACUACACUCAGGAAAUUUUUAUGCCCACUGUUGUAGCUCAGAUGUAAACUCAUGAAAUAAGGUGAUUCUGAUCAGGCCAUCAUUGAACUAGUUUGAGAAAGGUGAUUUGGAAUGGAACUCGGUCUAGCAAUAAUUGUGCUUGGGUCUUUCUCA
Molecule: messenger RNA, 2078 nt
Organism: Panicum hallii
Lineage: Eukaryota; Viridiplantae; Streptophyta; Magnoliopsida; Poales; Poaceae
Product: folylpolyglutamate synthase-like
Exons: 16
Coding region: 42-1751 (569 amino acids)
Biological process (GO): tetrahydrofolylpolyglutamate biosynthetic process
Cellular component (GO): cytoplasm; cytosol; mitochondrion
Molecular function (GO): tetrahydrofolylpolyglutamate synthase activity; ATP binding
Source: RefSeq, a predicted model, not a curated record